Messenger RNA from Musca domestica (house fly), 2425 nucleotides. RefSeq names its product glycine receptor subunit alpha-4 (gene ort). Gene Ontology annotation, cellular component: synapse; neuron projection; membrane. Gene Ontology annotation, molecular function: extracellular ligand-gated monoatomic ion channel activity; neurotransmitter receptor activity; chloride channel activity. The record is from RefSeq and is a predicted model, not a curated record. Bases 219 to 1634 code for a protein of 471 amino acids. Gene Ontology annotation, biological process: signal transduction; regulation of membrane potential; chloride transmembrane transport. NCBI's taxonomy places the organism in Eukaryota, Metazoa, Arthropoda, Insecta, Diptera, Muscidae. The transcript is spliced from 5 exons.
AAUUUAUUUGUGAAAAUAACCAAAGAUCUAUAUAUUCGUUUGUGUUAAUAUCUCAUUAUAAAAUAAAAUUACAUAAUAAUGUGAAAAAUAAUCAAGUAUUUAAACUGAAAGUGUUACAACUUAGCUGCCACAUCAAACACAAUUGGCCCUCUUGAAGCAUAGUUUGAUUUAGUCUAAAAUUAAUUUUAAUUACGGAGUAAAAAUUUAUAUCAAGAACAAUGGGUGCCCAAUCGGUUCUUUUUGUAUUACUUUCAAUAAGUCUGGAACAUUUCGUUAGAGGAGAAUUUCAACAUAGUUUAGCUAUCACAGAUAUUUUACCCGAGGACAUAAAACGUUAUGAUAAAAUGCGUCCGCCGAAAAAAGAGGGACAACCGUGUAUAGUUUAUUUUCACGUUACCGUUAUGGGCUUAGAUUCUAUCGAUGAGAAUUCCAUGACCUAUGUGGCGGAUAUCUUUUUCGCACAAACAUGGAAAGAUCAUCGUUUACGAUUGCCAGAAAAUAUGACAACAGAAUAUCGUCUACUCGAAGUGGAUUGGUUGAAAAAUGUCUGGCGGCCAGAUUCGUUCUUUAAAAAUGCUAAAUCGGUGACAUUUCAGACAAUGACGAUACCCAAUCAUUAUAUGUGGCUGUAUAAGGAUAAGACGAUAUUGUAUAUGGUGAAAUUGACACUGAAGCUGUCGUGUAUUAUGAAUUUUGCCAUCUAUCCGCAUGACACGCAAGAGUGUAAACUACAAAUGGAAAGUUUAUCCCACACAACAGAUGAUAUGAUUUUCCAAUGGGAUCCCACAACACCCCUGGUGGUGGAUGAAAACAUUGAAUUGCCCCAGGUGGCAUUGAUACGCAACGAAACAGCUGAUUGUACCCAAGUCUAUUCGACGGGUAAUUUCACGUGUCUCGAAGUGGUUUUCACGCUGAAAAGACGUCUUGUCUACUAUGUAUUCAAUACAUAUAUUCCGACUUGUAUGAUUGUCAUCAUGUCAUGGGUCUCAUUUUGGAUUAAACCCGAAGCAGCUCCAGCCCGUGUUACAUUGGGCGUCACUUCGUUGCUUACUCUAUCUACGCAACAUGCAAAAUCACAAUCAUCGCUACCGCCGGUUUCCUAUCUGAAAGCAGUCGAUGCGUUUAUGUCUGUCUGUACGGUGUUCGUGUUUAUGGCUCUGAUGGAAUAUUGCCUCAUCAAUAUCGUGCUAAGUGAUACACCCAUACCCAAACCUAUAGCAUAUCCUCCUAAACCGAAGCCAGAGGAGGAGAAAAAGGAGCCAGAAAAGAAGCCAGCGCCAGAACCGGCGCCCAAGCCACCACUCACAGACGAAAAGAUUGAGAAAAUAUUUGAUGAAAUGACCAAAAAUAAGAGGAUUCCCCACACACAUACACGACGUGUUAUGCGACCACCCCUCGACGCCGAUGGUCCCUGGAUUCCUCGACAGGAGUCGCGUAUAAUACUGACGCCAGGUAUUGCUCCACCACCGCCACCAAAACCUCCAUCACCUGAACCUCCCAAACCAAAGCUGACACCACAACAGGAACGUCUCAAAAGAGCCAUAUACAUUGAUCGAACAUCACGCGUACUAUUUCCAGCGUUAUUUGCCAGUCUUAAUAUCAUAUAUUGGAUAGUAUUUUAUGAAUAUCUUUAAGCCAAAACUAAGAAAACAAACGAAAAACAAUGUGUAUUCAAUACUGCUAUUAGCACAAAUUUGCUCUCUUUCAGAACUUGCAAGAAUUUUCUAUUUUGCAAUUUUUUCGACACCAUAAAGGGAAAAUCGGUUAUCAGAAAGUUGUACAUUCUUGCAAUUCUGGAACAGACCAAUUAUUAUCAAAUAUUGGGUCUGUUCGAUUACUUCAAUUUAAAAUUUAUACAACUUAUCAUUAUCAGCUUAUAAUUGAGAGUUGCCAAAACACUUAGAGUAUGCUUAGACUAAUAAAUUCACUCGAUUUCACAUGUCAACUCAUGGCAGAAGAAUACAGGUAGAUGCAUCAACGCUUGGAAGCGUUGAUAUGUCAAAAAAAUUUUAAAUGUCUUUUCAAUUAUAAGUAGAUUUUUAUAUGUUUUCAUAUACUACGUCAUUCGGAAGCUAUUAUAAUUCGCGUUUUUCAACAAUUUUUUCAAAUUUAAAUAAUUUUUUAUUCAACAUUUUCAAUUCCAAAGUUGGUUUGACAGUUCAUUGUCCCAGCAGCUGUGUCGACACGUCUUCCUAUAUUCUUCUACCAUGUCCAAGCGUAUACGUUACGUAAAUCGUAUUCAUAAAUCUUGGAGUGGAUAAUAUUAUUUGACGUAUACGCUAUGGAAGUGACAUUCGGAGAUCGAGGGGAUUUCAUAAAUCUAAACUUACUCUAAACAAAUUUUGACACUUCGUCUGAUAAGGUGUCACCUUAUUAUUAAGCCAUGACGCAGCUUGGCCUCAAUAUUCACUCCUGGUUACAAAAC